UUCUGAUUCGCACGUGUUCUAACUGAUUUUGUGCUUCUUUGCUUUGCAUGUGUGUCUUGAAAUUUUAGUUAGAAGAUGACCCUUCGUCUUCUUUCCUUUUCUGUCUUUGUAUUUUUCUCCUCUUUUUGUUGAAAAUGAUGAAGAGACCAUGUGAUUUGAUGGUUUCAUUCUGAUUCAGACCUGAUCAAACUGAAAUUUUAUGAAUCUUUGAUCUGCAUGUGUGUUUGUUGUCUUGAAUUUUAUUGUGGAGAUGCAACAUUCCUCUUCUCCUUUUUUUUUCCUUCUGUGUUUGUACUCUUCUCCUCAUCCUGUUGAAUGAUGAAGAGACCUGGUGAUUUCUGAUUCACAAAUGCCUUCUUUGACAUUGAUACAAAUAGAUUCUGUUUGUCCCCCUCUGCUUGUGGCUGUUGUCUUGCUGCUGUUUACGCUGGAAUGGUUUGUGCUCUUGUUCUUCUGGAUAUCCUCCUAUUCUUGAAGAUUUGAUGUUACAGAUUUUAAUUGGAGUUUACUGCAUGGUGUGUGUAUGUGAGGUUCCUCAGGAUGGAGAAUUCUACAUUCCUUUUCCUCAUGACCUUGAAAUAUGCAGUGUUUGCAAUAUCUUGCUUGGCCUUGUCUUGUUUGCUGUGGCCAGAUCUACUGUUGGCGAUUUUCCAACUGCUGUUGCAAUGGAAAAAACAGCCUCUUUAACAAAGAAAUUUGGAGGCAGUUCAGGAAAGCUUAUCCACGCUAUUGCACAUGAGGUCUCUUCCUUUGGAUUGAACCAUGGAUUCCAUAUGAAAGAUCUUAUUUGGCAAUAUCUAUCAUGUACUUUUAGAUAGUAGACAGGGGUAGACAUCAUUUUAACAUAGUCUUCUAGAAAGUUUAGACGAAUCAGAAUAUGUCUUUCAUCAAGUACUCCUAUGAUUGGUACUCCUUUAAUUCCAUACUGUAUUGGAAUUACUGUCCUUAGUUCUUUAAUAUCAAUGUUGUCAUAUGAAAACUUACCUAC
Molecule: messenger RNA, 988 nt
Organism: Solanum dulcamara
Lineage: Eukaryota; Viridiplantae; Streptophyta; Magnoliopsida; Solanales; Solanaceae
Exons: 4
Coding region: 483-818 (111 amino acids)
Source: RefSeq, a predicted model, not a curated record